AUGAACUAUUCAACACAGGGCGGAGCUCGAAUGCAAGCGCCUGACGGCUCGAGCCCCCCGAAGAUUCCGUAUCAUGAGUCUCGGAACGAAGAACUAGACGGCAAUAAAUUUCUCCCUCCAUAUCCCAGUGCAGCAGCAUUCGAUCAUAAUGAGACCGACAUCCUACUUGAGGACGAUUCCCGUAAGCUGCAUUUGUCAUCUAUAUUGACAGACGACCAACCUGCUGUGAUAUCAGAGACAGUCUCUGCUAAGGCGUUUCCCACCAGGCAUGAAAAAAAGUGUGCGGAAUGUCGCCGUCAACACCAGCAUUGUGAUAUUUCUUUGCAGGAAAAACUUUUGUCUGCAUCAGGUCAAUCUGGAACAGUGCGGUGUUCACGGUGUGUGCAACGGAACAUCAACUGCAUCCAAGCCACCAGCCCACAGUACAGAUUUUGUCCUCGUCCCACGCGCACCGGUCGGCGUAUUGAGCUGGGUCGGCAAUUGCACGGCUCUACCAUGUAUGCUGACGAUGCUGAUAAUCUCUUUGAAGAGGAGCAGCAAAUCUAUCGACAACGCUUUGAAUUGUCAUGGCCCAGGAUAUACCUGAGAUUAAUACACUGUUAUUUUAAUUAUGCAUACACAGUGGUGGCUGUGCCAGAAUAUGAGCGAUUCGCACAUGCAUUUAAUCGUUCAUUCGGCGAUCCUACUCUCAUGGCGAGGUACCUUAAUGGUCUAGAAGGUGAUGAAGCUACAUGCUCUUAUUUCAAACCCAAACGCGAGUAUUCACAGUGUAAAGAACCCAAUGCGCUAGUUGAAGCAUAUCCCGAAACGGUGGAGCUACUUCUGACUGUUAUGUGCGCUUGGGGCGCACACUACAUUAUGCUUCCAUUCGACCAGGUGAAUCCCGAGUGCUUCACUCACAUGGGGCACAAGUCCUUACGUCAAGCUGCUGAAAUGGAUUACCAACUAGGAUUUUCUCGAAAAUCACCUACCGAUCCGCCUCACAAUGUCAUGCCCGUCGAGGGGACAAAGCGUCGUCAUAAACGGCGCCAGGGGGUAGCUUGUGACACGUGCCGUCUUCGACGUGUUCGUUGUGAUCUGAUGGAGCAGCCACUAGGCACAAAGGCAUGUUCUCGCUGCCGUGUCAAGCGCAUUGUAUGCACGGAUCGCUAUAUCCAGUGGAAGCGUGAACGUGAUAUGCUAAAAAAUCCUAACGGGACAGCGGCUUCAGUGCCUGAAGUUCAGCUUCUUCCAAAGCGUGAGGAAUUCGACAUGACGGGAGAGUCCAUUGAGGAUCUUUUUCGAAUCUCACAGCCGAAUCUCUUUGACUUUGGGAAGUCACGCGAAUCGACGUGCAAUUAUUUUAUCAACCGCGCGCUGAUGCUUGUUCAUAAGUAUGAUCUUGUGAACAGACGCUGCAUUCAGAGCGCUGCGGCUCUGUUAAUUUUGAGUUCAUUACUAGAUUACAGACGUCCCGAUAUUUCGUUCGACGCUCAUCGGGUGGCUGUUCAGCACCUGAAAAACUUGUUCACAGGUGCAUUUUUCGACUUGAACUUGCUGAUGCGGUCGCAAACUGUGCCAGAAUUGAUCCGCCCGUUGUCGGCGAACCGCGUUUUAUUUUCUGCAUACCUGCGAGAUGCUAUAUUUCAUGCAUCUCAUCACCGGGAACCGCUGCUUUGUGCGGAAUGGUUUAAAGUGGGCUUCCUCGAUCCCGAUGGCUCAUUGCGCCCCCUGACUACUUGCGAAUUGGUUCACUUCGCGCAAAAACUGUCACCGGAAUCUUCUGUCGCAUUUUGUAUUCUUUUGGGGCAGCGCAUUGCAUCUGUGGGACACAGUAUCUACCGAGACGUGAUCCUUCAAUCAAAAAAUAUCAAGUUACCUCCCACUAUGGAGACCGUACAGCCCUUGUGUGAGGCGUGUCAACGAUUAUGGGACGAUCUCUAUGCAGUGGAGACAACCUUGCAUAUAUUGUACGCUAAAUGCGGCUCUCUUUUUACCGCUAUUCGACCUGUGAAUGUCUUAAUGUGGGCCUGGAACAUUUUUUCUAUGCAGUUUUUGCUCUAUCAGUCGGUGUCUCGUCGAAUUAAUGACUGGGCUAUCGCAUCCUAUUCUCUCAUAUCUUUGAAUGACGAUGCUGAAGGACAUGAAGAGUUGACAGACCGCAUCUACACACUCAUGCGCAAGGGUCAAAAGUACACUCUGAAUUUUUCCCGAGUCAUGGCUCUUUUUGUACAUCAACUCAUACCUACUGGUCUUGUUCAUCGUGGCACGGCGCUUAUCCGGAAUACAUUCCGCAUCGCUCAGGUUUUGUCUCGUACGCCGCCGAUGCUCGAAAAUGUCCACCAUGGGCUGGACCGUGAUUCGGCAUAUACGGGCAGCAGGCCUAUUUUGUUCCGCGAUUUAUUGAAUCCACAACCCGAGCCCCCCAAAAAAGAACCCAUUCAGACCGCCGAUCCACCCUCACUAGUAUACCCGGAUGAUGUGAGCGUUUUGCUCCAGCUUCCCUUCUCUCGCUCGAUGGGCCCUUUUACGCGCGAGGUGCGCGACAAGGAGAUCGACUACUGCAUCCAAGCACUCAGACGCGUCGGUUUUUCGUUCCCCAACGUGGACAUGGAAAUGAGCCGCAUCUUUGAUACGGUAAACGCUAUGCAGUAA
Messenger RNA from Malassezia restricta, 2634 nucleotides. RefSeq lists its product as uncharacterized. Gene Ontology annotation, molecular function: DNA-binding transcription factor activity, RNA polymerase II-specific; zinc ion binding. Bases 1 to 2634 code for a protein of 877 amino acids. The transcript has a single exon. The record is from RefSeq and is a predicted model, not a curated record. NCBI's taxonomy places the organism in Eukaryota, Fungi, Basidiomycota, Malasseziomycetes, Malasseziales, Malasseziaceae. Gene Ontology annotation, biological process: regulation of DNA-templated transcription.